This is a messenger RNA of Suillus subalutaceus, 1794 nucleotides long. Its product is annotated as Alpha/Beta hydrolase protein. Bases 370 to 1380 code for a protein of 336 amino acids. NCBI's taxonomy places the organism in Eukaryota, Fungi, Basidiomycota, Agaricomycetes, Boletales, Suillaceae. Gene Ontology annotation, molecular function: hydrolase activity. The transcript has 5 exons. The record is from RefSeq and is a predicted model, not a curated record.
UGACAAGGGCAGAACACGCCAGUUAGGCCUACUCCACUGACCAUCUUCCUUUUGCGGCCUUCCUUUUGUACCUGACUACUUCACGUGGCAGAGACGACUUCGUUUUCUCAAUCCGCCAUGGUAUGACGAGACAAUGUCCAACAUAGAGUCUAUGCAUCAUCUGAAACAGUUUUUACACGAGUCAGGCUGAUUAAUGCAUACCGCCCAGCUUCUCCACUACAUGAGUCAUGAUCCUGAGCGCUCCGGCUUGAGCGCACUGCUGAUUUCUCCUUUUAGAACAAAACCUCUCAAAUGGCUUAGUUGCUUAUGUAUGUUUAAAACAAAAUCCACGAAACACAGCCCAUUCCUACAGCUUGUGUUGAUACUACCAUGAACGAGAGCCUUGUCUCCAAGUACGAAGAUAUCGUCACCUCCAGAGGAUUGACAUACCACUAUCUGUCCAUACCAGCUGUGGACGACAAGCCCACUCUACUCUUUAUCCAUGGCUUUCCCUCGAUCUCAUACGAUUGGUAUCAUCAGAUCAACUACUUUUCUGAGAGGGGAUUCGGAGUAGUAGCGCCUGACAUGCUCGGAUACGGCGGCACGUCUAAACCUACCGAUGUGUCCUUCUUUCUGCACACCGCGAUCGUGCAAGACUUGCUUGACAUUCUUGAUGCUGAGAAAGUCCAAAAGGCCAUAGCCGUUGGGCAUGACUGGGGCGCACCCAUAAUCUCCCUCCUGUCAAUGAAACACUCUGACCGUUUCUUGGGUUUCGCGUGGGUUGCCGUCACAUACCAAACAUAUGGUCCCUUCCCUCCCAUUGAUGUUAUCUUGGAGAUGAAUAUUAAAGAAUUCGGCCGGCCACUGUUGGGGUACUGGAAGUUUUUCGAACAAGAAAGCGCUCCCCAAAUCAUCGAGAAGAAUCUGGAAUCAUUGAUUUCCGUGCUUUAUCCGGAUGACCCAGAUAGUUGGCUGACUCUGAUGAAUCAACCCGGGGAGAUACAGGCCUUCGUCGAAAAUGGAAAGACGACAAAGAGAGCCAGUUAUCUCAUAGACGAGCACCACUCACGCUUGUUGGAGUCACUGAGGAAAGGUGGGUUAACGAGUGCCCUGAACUGGUACCGGUGCAUGCUCGGUGGUGUUAAUUCUCGUAUCAUGGAAGGUGCGACACGAUAUAUACCAGAAGAAAAUCAGUUUAUCAAGAAACCCGCGUUCUUCGCGGUCGCAAAGAAAGAUCACGUAUGUGUGUAUGAUUACAGCGUACCACUUAUGAAGAAAUACGCGACGGGAGGUCUCAAGAUGGUAGAGUUCCAAGGAGGACACUGGGUUCACUUGGAGGAACCGGAAACGUUCAACAGAGAACUCGAGGGUUGGAUUCGCGAUACGUUGCAACAAAGUUGAGGAACGUAGGCGGGCUGGUCACGAAGACUCAUGAAGAUCAACUGUAUAUCACAAAUUCACAAUCUACUCAAUCCCAGCUCUCACCCAAGACGUUGUGAAUUAAAGGGUGUUGCGCAUGAGCGCGGGGGCGAUGUGGACGAAGACAACGCCAGAAUUGAACUAGCCACACAUUUGAGUUCGUCAAAAUGCGCGCGUUUGUUGAGGAACGAAUUGAACCUUAAUGACGCUGUUGCGGAAUCUGUGAAAUCAAGAGAGGCGAUUGUUUUGGUGGUUGGCGUAACUUGCGCAUGGUCAACUGACAGGUGAGAUGGUGUACUCUAAUGAUGCAACAAACAACAGUAAGUUUGAUGCAGAUGUAUAACACAAGAACUAAGCCAGAUGGGCUGCAAUGUCAGUGUAUCCAAGCUAAUACCU